CAUGUCUCAUUCGUAAACUGCCUCUGUUGUUGUCGGGAAUUUUGUUUUUUAUUCAUUUUUAUCGGGCAUUCCUUUUUUGCCUCCUUAUUUGUUUCGAUGUGGAACUCUUUUAUUUAAGUUACAGACGAUCGCAUUCGCAUGAAAACUAUUGGAAUUGGACUCAUUGGUUGGACGGAAUUAUAUUGACUAUAUUGGAAAGCAGUGAGUGAUUAGAUAGUGGUACUCUUGGUACUGUAACUGUAAAAUUUGCGAUCAAACUUGAUCUAAUCUGUACUGUACAUUGUAAUAACUCAAUGGCAAAGACAAAUACUUGAGGAGAGAACUUCUUCGUGGUCGUCAUCUAACACAAAGCCCAACCAUUGGCAUUGGUGCCUUCUUUGGAGAACAUAAAAACUCAUGAUUAAGAUUUUGUCGAUGAAUAUGAUCAGCACGGCCAAAUUAAUAUGAAAAGUUGAAAGAGAAAAGCAAUAGCCUCAAGUAUAGAAAUCGUAAUGAAGACUGCGAUAGAGGACGAUUAAAUAGACGACAUUUUUUUAAGGAAAAAUGAUGAAAUGGUGCACAUAGAAAUAUUGAGUAUUGAACAAUUACCACCAAAAAUCUGUGUUAUUUGUAACAUUGUUAUCAGUGAUGCCCAAGAUUUGUGCAGACAUUAUCAAGAGCAUCGUCUGAAAUAUCUUAGCAAUAUCGAUGAUGAUGACAUGUCGGAAGAAACUGCAUCAAAUGAUUCAUUCCAGUUGGAUGAAUUUCUAAUUUUUCCCAGCAGCAAAAACCUGUCGCAGAACACACCACAGAGAGAGGAAUCGAAGGUGAAAGGAAAAAGCUCGGAAUCGCUUACAUGUCCAAUUUGCAAUAAAAAGUUUACCCAUUUGUCUUCCCGCAAUCGUCAUGUUAAGCAGCAACACGAACAACAGCAAAGAUUUGAGUGUGAUCUAUGCGACUUAGAUUUCUCGACUCCAUUUAAUCUACGAAAUCAUCAGAAAAAGAUCCACUUUGCCAACUUCGUAAAAAUUGGUAAUGUCAUAAAAUGUCCACAUUGUCCACGUAAAUAUAAAAUAGAGGCUGCUCUGAUUAAGCAUAUACUUUCCACACACAAGAAAGAUAAGCGCCCCAAUGAGGUGUCAGAAUCUCAAGCAGAAGAGUUAGAACCACUGGAUAAUGAUCCACAAAUUUUGGCGGAUAAUGUUCUAAAUGAGCUAAAGCAAUUACACAGUGCCCUUUCAAUAACUGAUGGCGACAAUGGAACAACACUGCAAACAAAUACCGAAAUUGAUGAGGCUUUUGUUGAUCAUGUUAUAAUUAAGGAUCGCCUUAAUCCCCAGAGGAUUGUGGUGGCAAUGUACAAAGUACAGAGAAUCAAAAGAGACAAAUAUUUCUAUUAUAUUUGUGAAUUUUGUGGCAAAGAAUUUCGCAAGGGUAAUGGUUAUUUAAGACAUCGUCGCGUACACACAAAGUAUCGCCCAUAUAUUUGUGUUGUGUGUAAAAAAUCAUUUUCCACACAGACCGAAUUGAAACGUCAUUGUGUGACCCAUAGCCAGGAGGGCAAACAAAAAUUGUAUAAAUGUCCCCAGUGUUGUAAACAAUUUGCCACCAUUGCCCAAUUCGAUAAACAUUUAAGUUUCCAUGCUCCAGAGUCUGUGAUCGUGUUUAGCUGUCAAAAAUGUCCUAAAACAUUUGAUUCAUUAAAUAAGUAUUUGAAACACAGCCACGAGGAAAAUGAUCCUGAGUUGAAUAUGCUUAAAACACUGUUGCCCGAACCACUAUGUCUUUUAAAUGGCACAACAUCAGAAUACUUAUUGCAAGAGAAACUAAAGCCAGCAUUUAAAUGCUUAAUUUGUGGCUUACAAAUGGACAAUUUACUGUCAUUAAAACAGCAUGAGCAACGCCAUAGAAAUUUAUCGAAACAUUGUUGUCGCAUAUGUAAAAGAUUCUAUGCAUCCGAAUUAUCUUUAAGAAUUCAUGCCAGAAUUCAUUCAAGCUUUCGAAAGUUUAACUGUAACCAGUGUAGCCUUACAUUUCGCAGAAGCUAUGAUUUAAAACGUCACCAACUAACAGCCCAUUGUAAGGAAAAGAAUUUCAAAUGUCGCUAUUGUGAUAAACAAUUCAAAACUAAACAGUAUUGCCGUAAACACAUGAUGACACAUCUUAAACAACUGAUUGAAUCAAAUGAACAGAAACAGCUGAAUAGGACACGGUCGGUGCAAGCCAUUAUACAUACGAAUGAAUCUGAAAUUGUUGUAAGUGAAAUAAAAAUGCCAGUAAAAAAUCUAAACUCCAACAAAUCACUGGACCUACAAAAGGAAAAACAAAUGCUAUAUAGUUGUACAAUUUGUUGCAAAAUGUUCCAAUAUAAAUCUCAAUUAAAAAAACACAUUCUAACUCACAGUACGCUGUUGCCAUACAAAUGUGAGCUUUGCCAAAAAGGCUUGAAAUCAGCACAAUCUUUAAGGCAGCACAUGUUCAAACGUCAUGAAGAGGGGGGGCGAGAGGUGACCAAGGUAAAGUGUCAAGUGUGUGGUAAAUUGUAUGCAAAUAAGAAAUCCCUUAAUGUACAUAUACGCUUGCAUACGAAUGAAAGACCUUUCAAGUGCGACUUUGAUUUAUGCAAUCAAACGUUUCGUACUUCAGGCCAUCUUGUGGCACAUCAAAAGGCAAAACAACAUAGUUUAUAAAUUAUUUUAUUUUUUUAUUGAAUUCAUUUCUUUAAUUUUAUAUCAUUUGUUUUGUUUUAUCAAACAUAAAAAACUUGUAUAUUCAUUUGUUUAUUUUUAUGCUUGCUUUUUUUCAUUUGUUUUUUUUUUUUGUUAUGUUAAAAAAUAAUAAAAAUAAUUCUCAUAAAAAUCAUAAAUAAAAGAGCUACAUUUUCUUUUUGAAGCACUACAAUA
Musca domestica (house fly) is the source of this 2882-nucleotide messenger RNA. Its product is annotated as zinc finger protein 91. NCBI's taxonomy places the organism in Eukaryota, Metazoa, Arthropoda, Insecta, Diptera, Muscidae. The record is from RefSeq and is a predicted model, not a curated record. Gene Ontology annotation, cellular component: nucleus. The transcript is spliced from 7 exons. Gene Ontology annotation, molecular function: RNA polymerase II transcription regulatory region sequence-specific DNA binding; DNA-binding transcription factor activity, RNA polymerase II-specific. Gene Ontology annotation, biological process: regulation of transcription by RNA polymerase II. Bases 552 to 2669 code for a protein of 705 amino acids.